AUGGAGGAGCUACAGAGCCUGCUGCCGUCGUCGUGCAACGGCGCGAUGGAGCUGUUCUUCUACCUGUUCAUCGCCCACAAUAUUUGCGUCAUCUACCUCAUCGGACGGCUUUACGGUCAAGUCGCCGAGCUGAAGGCCGAGCUGAACGGCUCCACGACGUCGAGCCAGCGCCGCGUCGAGCGGAACGCAUCCCCAUUGGGCACCUACACGAAGACCUACCCCACCAGCGACUCGACCAGCCACCGCAACGGCAUCCUGCUG
Molecule: messenger RNA, 261 nt
Organism: Mesorhabditis spiculigera
Lineage: Eukaryota; Metazoa; Nematoda; Chromadorea; Rhabditida; Rhabditidae
Source: the annotation of a GenBank genome assembly